UCACACGUAUUAGCUGAAGAGAACAUGAGCUGAACAGAAUUAGGAUCAUACCGACAACUACCGAUUAUUUUUUUAGCUUUCCUACCGAUAACGAGGAAAACAAUCUGGUCACACUGGUUCCGGGUGACUGGAAAACUGUCAAAGUGUAAAAUCAAAACAAACAUAUAAACAAACUAGCCAGCAGCAAAGCAGAUCAGAAUCGUAUGAACUUUUCUUUUGAAUAUAAACAUUUAAGUUACAUCGAAAGUGUGGAAAAAGUAUAGCAAUCCAUGCGGAACAGCUGCCGGCAGUCAGCGGGUGUAAAAAAGGUGGUGUUUGCACAGUUUCUACAAUGUUUCAAACUUCCUUUAAGUACUACAAAUCGAGAAAUCCAGUCCCUACAUUUGAAGAUGUGUUUGUUAUCGGUAUGAAACAUCCUAAUCUUCAGCCGGUGCAGCUGAAUCAUAUCGAUGGAGGCAAUAUUUUAGGUUUACACCCAACAACGGAGUGGAAAGUUUAUGAAUUGUCAACGAGACCGGGAUUGCUUGUGUUGGCCAAUCCGUUUACCUGUGAGGGUCAGCGGUACUGGAUGAUGCGUAGCUUGGUGAAUUAUCCGAUGUAUCCCAACACCACCAACCGAAGUAACGUGAACCAAUCGAGCCGGGAUGCGGAAUGCUCCUGGUGGGAAAUGUUACGCAGCAUACCACAUCUAACCGAGCGACGCAAAUACGCCAAACAGCUGCGAUGGGCCACGUUAGGUUAUCAGUACGAUUGGACGAAUAAGGUGUACGAUGAGGCACGGAAAGAACCCUUCCCAUCGGAACUGGGCGCGCUGGUGAGGUACGUCGCUACCGUACUAGGAUACGAUCGGUUUUCACCCGAGGCGGCCAUCGUUAAUUACUAUCCCAUCGGAUCGACGCUUGCCGGUCACACGGAUCAUUCAGAGGAUGAUCAGAAUGCACCUUUGUUUUCGUUCAGCUUCGGUCAGCCAGCAGUGUUUCUGAUCGGUGGCACUACACGCGACGAAGAGCCGGAUGCUAUUUUGCUACGUAGCGGUGACAUCGUUAUUAUGACCGGUGCGAGUAGACAAUGCUAUCAUGCGGUGCCACGUAUUUGCACCGAUUCGGAACUACCGGAAGAGAUGGGACAUAGUGCGGAGCGUUGGGAGAAAACCGAUUCGUUCAAGGAGCAUUGUACAGAUGAAAGCUGGAAUGACGCACAGCAGUACAUCCAGUACAGUCGCAUCAACAUAAAUGUGAGGCAAGUAUUAAGGGAGAAUCAACUGACGCUACAACCAAGUCGGUUAAUUUAAGUUUUAUUUAUUUGAAAUUUUUGGAGGAAGAAAUAUUUACGUUACUCUGUUGAAUGUUCUAGAAAGCUGUGUCAAUUUAUCGUUCCGUCGAUAAUAUCACAUGCGUUCACGUUUGCAGUGUGAUUAAAAGAGUAUUGGGAAGCUAAUAUGAGAAAGAGGAAAGUUUUAUUUUCUGUAUUAAUGUUUUUAAAAAUAAUGUUGCUUAAAUUGUUAUCAUAGUUUGAUCAAAAUUUAACAUAUUUGGAACAUAAAAGUAUGUUAGUAUGAAGCUUCAUUAUAAGAAUAUUUAAUAAUUAAUUAUAAAUUAUUUAUUAAAUUUAUAAAAUUAAAUAAUUAUAUUUAGAUUUACUUUUAGGAGAAGUAAUGUUUUGUCCUCAAAUUUUAUGAUUUACUUUCGAAUACGUUAAAUGAUUUUUAACGUUAUUUAUCUGAUUGCAAAUCUACUUUACCACUAGUAACAGCGAGUGGAUAAGGCUUCGUAAUUUGAUUGUCGUGUGAAUGCUCUACUAGAUCGAAGCAAAUUUGCCCAAAUCC
Molecule: messenger RNA, 1825 nt
Organism: Anopheles funestus (African malaria mosquito)
Lineage: Eukaryota; Metazoa; Arthropoda; Insecta; Diptera; Culicidae
Gene: AlkB
Product: nucleic acid dioxygenase ALKBH1
Exons: 4
Coding region: 332-1291 (319 amino acids)
Biological process (GO): oxidative RNA demethylation
Cellular component (GO): cytoplasm; nucleus
Molecular function (GO): broad specificity oxidative DNA demethylase activity; oxidative RNA demethylase activity; ferrous iron binding
Source: RefSeq, a predicted model, not a curated record